Messenger RNA from Oppiella nova, 1998 nucleotides. The record is from the annotation of a GenBank genome assembly. Lineage: Eukaryota; Metazoa; Arthropoda; Arachnida; Sarcoptiformes; Oppiidae.
AUGGCCAUCAAUGGUGUCAAGCAGAAGGAGUUGUUCCGCAAGAGUAUGCGCGACGAGACGUUCCGCAAGAACUACAUCUCUUCGGUGGACACAGCGGUCACCAAACUGUUGGAAGGGGUGAGACCUAAGAGGACGAGAGGCAAAGCCAAGUGCAGCCAAUCGUCACAAAUGGCGGAACUGCGGGACGGGAGGGUCGACCUCACAUCACCCGACUCUAUACUGGUCCACACCAACCUCAGGGCACUCCUCAACCGUCACACCUUCAUGUCUUUGCCGCUCUACUAUCAGUACAAAUUGGUUCAGUUGUUGCCUAAGUUUGAUCAGGUGGUGACCCCCGAUGGUUGGAUCAAACCCUCCUCGUCCGCCCUCAGCAACGAGUUCUUCGCCAAAUCGUGUCAGUCAUGGCUCGAGAGACUGUCCGACUCUAAGCUGACGCAGGAGUCGAUCCAAAGGAGGAAAGUGGACGUCGAGAAGGAGAAGAGCAAAUUGGAUCCGUUCAAAGUCAAGAACUUUGAGCCCAUUUGGGGACAACCGCUCGAAUCCCAGCGCGAUAUCACCAAUGAGUUCGACCGCAUCCCCAAAGCCAAGACAUCCCAUGUCUGUCAGUCACGUCAGUCAACGCAUAAAUCCGUCCGAAAGUCUCGCAUUAAAGAGCGCAUCAAAACCAAAGUAAUUAAAGUACAGUUGCCUUCAGCUAUGAGUGACUCUCACCCGCUGUCACCACAACACCAGAACGACCCCCAAAUGGUGUCCCAAAGCUUUUCAGACAAUUCCACGAAUUGUAUUCAAACAACGGAAACACCAGUGACUCCAAUGACUGCAAUCCAUACUGAAGACCUCGAGCGCACCAAACCUGUGGUGGCGUCGACUCAAUCGUCUCAAGAGAUUAACUCUUCUUCUUGUGCGACAAUAACCACACCGACGAGUGUUAUUGUGUCGUCAUCUCAACUGUUGAAUGCAUCCAAUCAGACACUCACUCCCAGAAUAAUAGCCCCAAAAACCAAAGUAAUUAAAGUACAGUUGCCUUCCUCUGUAAGUGAGACUCACUCACUAUCACCCAUACACUUGACUGAACCACAAGUGGUGUCCCAAAGCUCUGCAGAUAUUUCCACGAAUUGUUUUAAGACAAGUGAAGCGCAAUUGACUUCAAUUAACACCGAAGAUCUCCAACGCCUCAAAGCUGUGGUGGCGUCCACUCCUUCGCCACAAGCAAUGAGUUCCCCAUCGAUGACAAUAACCACAUCGACGAGUGUUAUUGUGUCGUCAUCUCAACUGUUGAACGCAUCCAAUCAGACGCUCACUCCUAGAAUAAUAGCCCCAAAAACAAACUCAAGUCAAGUGAAUAACUCUCAGCAAACACUAUAUGUUCCUCUGUCUCGAGAAGUGGCAGUUAUUACAGGCCCUCCACAACAGUCUCAUCCGAGUGGUGACCAUCUCAUGAGAGACCACCAGCGCAUACAAAGUCCGCCCCAAUCGACACAAACGAUACUUCGGUUGCCGUGUAAACUGCCCACUGGUCUCACCAUUUUGCCCAUCAAUGAGGUGCCCGUCAUAACCACUUCCAACACAAACCUAUCGCCGCAGUCAACGGCCGGCGCACAGCUGUCGCCCUCGUCUUCAGUUUGGAUCCUUCCGGUCUCGUCAGCGACUGAAACGAAUUUAGUGACGUGUAAUUCAGUGGCCAACCAUUCAGUGCCACAUGUCAUCAGAAUGCCCAUCACUAUGACUAAUAACUCGCAUUCAAAUCAAAACCAUUCGACAAAUAAUAUCAUAAAUCUGUGCGGAGAGACACGACUGCCCUCUCAGAUCACUGUUAUUCCCAUCAGUUCGGCACCUCUGGAGGCAACGGUACCCAGAAAAAAUGUGGAGCUUUUUGUCAUUCCGAUUGUAUCGGACCCUCAAAACUAUGUGUUGAAUGUCUCGUCCGUUAAGACAUUCUUGCGAUCGAUUGACGAGUCAUUGAUUUUGUUUAAAACCAAAUAUAUGUCUAAACAUUAA